AUGGGUGUGGAGGACGUGGUACAGGGUAUAGUCGUCAUGGAUGUGGAGGACGUGGUACAGGACUGGCCACCAGGCCCUAAGGUUAACAUUGUUGUUACCCGCCUAGACUGGCCACCAGACCCUAAGGUUUACAUUGUUGUUACCCGCCUAGACUGGCCACCAGAUCCUAAGGUUUACGUUGUUGUUACCCGCCUAGACUGGCCACCAGAUCCUAAGGUUAACAUUGUUGUUACCCGCCUAGACUGGCCACCAGACCCUAAGGUUUACAUUGUUGUUACCCGCCUAGACUGGCCACCAGACCCUAAGGUUAACGUUGCUGUUACCCGCCUAGACUGGCCACCAGAUCCUAAGGUUUACAUUGUUGUUACCCGCCUAGACUGGCCACCAGAUCCUAAGGUUUACGUUGUUGUUACCCGCCUAGACUGGCCACCAGAUCCUAAGGUUUACGUUGUUGUUACCCGCCUAGACUGGCCACCAGAUCCUAAGGUUUACGUUGUUGUUACCCGCCUAGACUGGCCACCAGACCCUAAGGUUUACAUUGUUGUUACCCGCCUAGACUGGCCACCAGAUCCUAAGGUUUACAUUGUUGUUACCCGCCUAGACUGGCCACCAGACCCUAAGGUUUACGUUGUUGUUACCCGCCUAGACUGGCCACCAGACCCUAAGGUUUACGUUGUUGUUACCCGCCUAGACUGGCCACCAGACCCUAAGGUUUACGUUGUUGUUACCCGCCUAGACUGGCCACCAGACCCUAAGGUUUACGUUGUUGUUACCCGCCUAGACUGGCCACCAGAUCCUAAGGUUUACAUUGUUGUUACCCGCCUAGACUGGCCACCAGAUCCUAAGGUUAACAUUGUUGUUACCCGCCUAGACUGGCCACCAGAUCCUAAGGUUUACAUUGUUGUUACCCGCCUAGACUGGCCACCAGACCCUAAGGUUUACGUUGUUGUUACCCGCCUAGACUGGCCACCAGAUCCUAAGGUUUACGUUGUUGUUACCCGCCUAGACUGGCCACCAGAUCCUAAGGUUUACAUUGUUGUUACCCGCCUAGACUGGCCACCAGAUCCUAAGGUUUACAUUGUUGUUACCCGCCUAGACUGGCCACCAGACCCUAAGGUUUACAUUGUUGUUACCCGCCUAGACUGGCCACCAGACCCUAAGGUUUACGUUGUUGUUACCCGCCUAGACUGGCCACCAGACCCUAAGGUUUACGUUGUUGUUACCCGCCUAGACUGGCCACCAGACCCUAAGGUUUACGUUGUUGUUACCCGCCUAGACUGGCCACCAGAUCCUAAGGUUUACAUUGUUGUUACCCGCCUAGACUGGCCACCAGAUCCUAAGGUUAACAUUGUUGUUACCCGCCUAGACUGGCCACCAGAUCCUAAGGUUUACAUUGUUGUUACCCGCCUAGACUGGCCACCAGACCCUAAGGUUUACGUUGUUGUUACCCGCCUAGACUGGCCACCAGAUCAUAAGGUUUACAUUGUUGUUACCCGCCUAGACUGGCCACCAGACCCUAAGGUUUACGUUGUUGUUACCCGCCUAGACUGGCCACCAGAUCCUAAGGUUUACGUUGUUGUUACCCGCCUAGACUGGCCACCAGAUCCUAAAGUUUACGUUGUUGUUACCCGCCUAGACUGGCCACCAGAUCCUAAGGUUUACGUUGUUGUUACCCGCCUAGACUGGCCACCAGAUCCUAAGGUUUACGUUGUUGUUACCCGCCUAGACUGGCCACCAGACCCUAAGGUUUACAUUGUUGUUACCCGCCUAGACUGGCCACCAGAUCAUAAGGUUUACGUUGUUGUUACCCGCCUAGACUGGCCACCAGAUCCUAAGGUUUACAUUGUUGUUACCCGCCUAGACUGGCCACCAGAUCCUAAGGUUUACAUUGUUGUUACCCGCCUAGACUGGCCACCAGAUCCUAAGGUUUACGUUGUUGUUACCCGCCUAGACUGGCCACCAGACCCUAAGGUUUACGUUGUUGUUACCCGCCUAGACUGGCCACCAGAUCCUAAGGUUUACAUUGUUGUUACCCGCCUAGACUGGCCACCAGAUCCUAAGGUUUACGUUGUUGUUACCCGCCUAGACUGGCCACCAGACCCUAAGGUUUACGUUGUUGUUACCCGCCUAGACUGGCCACCAGAUCCUAAGGUUUACAUUGUUGUUACCCGCCUAGACUGGCCACCAGAUCCUAAGGUUUACGUUGUUGUUACCCGCCUAGACUGGCCACCAGACCCUAAGGUUUACGUUGUUGUUACCCGCCUAGACUGGCCACCAGAUCCUAAGGUUUACGUUGUUGUUACCCGCCUAGACUGGCCACCAGAUCCUAAGGUUUACGUUGUUGUUACCCGCCUAGACUGGCCACCAGACCCUAAGGUUUACAUUGUUGUUACCCGCCUAGACUGGCCACCAGAUCCUAAGGUUUACAUUGUUGUUACCCGCCUAGACUGGCCACCAGACCCUAAGGUUUACAUUGUUGUUACCCGCCUAGACUGGCCACCAGAUCCUAAGGUUUACAUUGUUGUUACCCGCCUAGACUGGCCACCAGACCCUAAGGUUUACGUUGUUGUUACCCGCCUAGACUGGCCACCAGAUCCUAAGGUUUACGUUGUUGUUACCCGCCUAGACUGGCCACCAGAUCCUAAGGUUUACGUUGUUGUUUCCCGCCUAGACUGGCCACCAGACCCUAAGGUUUACGUUGUUGUUACCCGCCUAGACUGGCCACCAGAUCCUAAGGUUUACGUUGUUGUUACCCGCCUAGACUGGCCACCAGACCCUAAGGUUUACGUUGUUGUUACCCGCCUAGACUGGCCACCAGAUCCUAAGGUUUACGUUGUUGUUACCCGCCUAGACUGGCCACCAGAUCCUAAGGUUUACGUUGUUGUUACCCGCCUAGACUAG
Molecule: messenger RNA, 2901 nt
Organism: Pecten maximus
Lineage: Eukaryota; Metazoa; Mollusca; Bivalvia; Pectinida; Pectinidae
Product: extensin-2-like
Exons: 2
Coding region: 1-2901 (966 amino acids)
Source: RefSeq, a predicted model, not a curated record